This is a messenger RNA of Hyaena hyaena (striped hyena), 2186 nucleotides long. It is a transcript of the gene ZBED8L, whose product is annotated as family with sequence similarity 200 member A. The record is from RefSeq and is a predicted model, not a curated record. NCBI's taxonomy places the organism in Eukaryota, Metazoa, Chordata, Mammalia, Carnivora, Hyaenidae.
UCCAAGGGCGCCGCUCUUCGGCACCCCGCCCCGAGAAUCCCCUCCCUUUUCUGUCCCAGCACCCCCAGAUGUCUCCGGGGUUCACGGAUAGCAAAACCUGGCCUCAUAAAACAUCUAGGAACUUAAUUGGAUCAAGGGAGCCAGUUCUUCGAACCUGAACAAUGACUGCUGAAUCAACGGAUGGUGCAGAUUUGUCUCCACAGGCCACCCAGGAGAUGGAAGGCAUAGUAAUAGUGAAAGUGGAGGAGGAAGAUGAAGAUGAGGAAGACCAUUUUCAAAGGGAAAGAAAAUCUCCACAGCUUAUUAGUCGGUCCACAACCAUGAAUGAAAGAGCCUUAUUAUCAUCAUAUUUGGUUGCCUAUCGAGUGGCAAAAGAGAAAAUGGCUCACACAGCUGAAAAAAUUAUCCUCCCAGCAUGUGUGGAUAUGGUACAUACAAUUUUUGAUGAUAAAUCAGCUGAUAAAUUAAGAACUAUACCUCUUAGUGAUAAUGCAAUAUCUCGUCGAAUCUGUACGAUUGCAAAACAUUUAGAGGUGAUGCUUAUUACACGGCUGCAGUCUGGUAUAGAUUUUGCAAUCCAACUUGAUGAGAGCAUGGAUAUUGCAAAUUGCCCAACACUCUUGAUUUAUGUCAGAUAUGUGUGGCAAGAUGACUUUAUAGAGGAUCUCUUGUGUUGUUUAAGUUUAAAUUCACUUAUAACGGCUUUAGAUUUAUUUACUGAAUUAGAAAAGUGCAUUGUUGGUCAAUAUAAAUUGAACUGGAAAAAUUGUAAAGGAAUUUCAAGCGAUGGAGCAGCCAACAUGACUGGGAAGCAUAGCAGGGUUAUUGACAAGUUGUUAGAAGUAACACAUAACAAUGCUCUUUGGAAUCACUGUUUUAUUCAUCGAGAAGCUUUGGUAUCCAAAGGAAUUCCACCGAGUCUAAUGGAUGUAUUGAAAAACACAGUGAAAAUUGUUAAUUUUAUUAAAGGAAGCUCCUUAAACAGCCGGCUUCUCGAAAUAUUUUGUUCAGAGAUUGGAGUUAACCAUACUCCCUUACUAUUUCAUACAGAAGUUCGUUGGCUGUCUCAAGGAAAAGUAUUGAGCAGAGUAUAUGAACUCAGGAAUGAGAUUUACAUUUUUCUCACUGAAAAGCAAUCUCAAUUGGCAAAUAUUCUUGAAGAUGACCUAUGGGUAACAAAACUGGCAUAUCUAAGUGAUAUUUUUGGCAUUCUUAAUGAAUUAAAUUUGAAAGUACAGGGGAAGAACAAUGAUAUAUUUCAGUAUCUUGAAUGUAUUCUAGGAUUCCAAAAGACAUUAUUGUUGUGGCAAGCAAGACUUAAGAGCAAUCGCCCUAGCUACUAUAUGUUCCCGACACUGUUGCAGCAUACUGAAGAGAACGUUAUUAAUCAAGACUGCUUAAAAGAAAUAAAAUUGGAGAUAUUGAUGCAUCUCACUUCUUUCUCUCAAACCUUUCAUCAUUACUUUCCAGAAGAGAAACUUGAAUCAAUAAAGGAAAAUAUUUGGAUGAAAGAUCCCUUUGUUUUUCAAACCCCAGAAUCAAUCAUUGAGUUAAACUUGGUGCCUGAAGAAGAGAAUGAAUUAUUGCAGCUCAGUGCAUCAUUCACACUGAGGAAUUAUUAUAAGACAUUAAGUCUGUCAGCAUUUUGGAUUAAGAUUAAAGAUGAAUUUCCACUGCUUAGUAGAAAGAGCAUAUUGCUGUUAUUACCAUUCACAACUACCUAUUUGUGUGAACUAGGAUUUUCCAUCUUGACACGAUUAAAAACAAAGAAAAGAAACAGGCUCAAUAGUGCACCUGACAUGCGUGUAGCCCUAUCCUCAUGUGUUCCUGACUGGAACGAACUUAUGAACAGGCAAGCACACCCAUCGCAUUAAGUGCGAUGAAAUGUGCUUAAUGAAAAGUGCUGUGAAAUGUUGUUUUUGUACUUUUUAAGGGUUUCUUUGGUAGACUGUAUUUAUUAAGGAAAUUAUAUUUGGAAUUUACAUUUCAUUUUCCUGUGUAGUAUUUCAUGAAACUUGUUUCAGCUACAUGGGUUAUAUAACUGUGUAUCCAGAAUAAUAAUGUGAAAUAUUUUUCUGGGGAUUACUGUCAGUUUUGAAAACCAGCCCUUUUUGCAUGUAGUCUUAUACUCUGAUCCAUUCCCCUAUCCACCGCUGCUGCCUUGUUUCUUUCUUUCAGGCAGAGCC